UCUCUUGUGAGUUUUGCUGUAGCACACACUGCACGUUGCUCUUCCUCUCUCUCUGCAGUGUGUUUCAGUCCAAGUUUCCAAAGAAUGAGUCUUUAUCUCAGAGACCAUUGUUUUUUCCUUUUCUCUCUCUAUCUUCUCUCUUUCUCUCUCUGCACUUUUUUCCACUCCAAAACCUUCAUCUCUAACCUCUCCUCCGAGCUAAUCAACUUAUGGAGUUGAAAGGGUCACCUAACCCAAUACCCAUUUCUUUAAAUCUCCGGAUUUGAUCAUCACAACUCCUCAAAAAGAGAAAAAAACACCAAAAAAAAACUCACAAAGCAAGUUUUCCAAAAUUUUUGUAGCCAAGUUUUAUCUUCUGGGUCUAUGAAAUUUGGGCUCGAAAAAUGUCCCACUCCCACGUUGAGUUAGAGCAAGGACAAGGUCAUCAGACUAACCACCACCGUUCGAUCGGCGGGAGUGACGUCAGUGCCGACGGGAGCGUUUGCUUCUCCGACGCCGACGAAGGCUCUUGCUAUUCCCAGUUCUUCUCGACGACCGGCGGUUCGUACGACGAGUACAGUUUUCAGUUUGUUUGUGAUCCCGAGGCUGGUAUAAUUCAUGAUUCUCGGAGAGCUUCUUCUGCUGCUUCUGAUUGUUCUGUGAGAGUACUGGAAGUGGAAACUGAGAAUGGGGUUUCUGAGAUUAAGGUGCAUUUGGCCAAAGUAGAGAGAGAUUGUAGGAUUUGUCAUCUGGGUUUGGAGAGCAACAGCCAUGAAUCUGGUGUUCCUAUUGAAUUGGGUUGUUCUUGCAAGGACGAUUUGGGUUCUGCACACAAGAACUGCGCCGAGGUUUGGUUCAAGAUUAAAGGAAAUAAGACAUGUGAGAUUUGUCAAUCCAUUGCACGCAACGUCGCAGGAGCAAGUGAGAUUGAGUUAGCUGAGCAGACAAACGAAUCCAAUAACGCGUCUGCAAUUGCUGCAAUCUCAGCAUCAAUGUCUUCUUCGGAGUCCCGAAGCCUCUGGCACGGUCGUCGCUUCCUGAAUUUCCUUCUUGCUUGUAUGGUAUUUGCAUUUGUUGUAUCAUGGCUCUUCCACUUCAACGUGACAUCAUCAUAAGAUCUUUAAAACAAGGUUCCUCAGCCAAAGGGUCUUAAAAGGAUUCAAAAGGCUGCAUAAAAAUUGGUUUCUAUGACGACGAUGAUUAAUUGAGAAGUUUCAACUUCCAAGCACUGCAGCAUUCAAAAAGGUAUCAAAACACAUUCAGGUGCUGCUGUUCCAUACCUGUAGAAAGCUUGUUGUAUCUAUGUUUGCUCACUUCUAAUACAUUUACAGCAUAACGAGGCUUUAUUUUACCUUAUGAUUUAUAAUUAUCAUAGUGAUUUUAGUGAUUUCUCCAACAGUACUUACAAUGUUAAAUAUAAUAGUCUUG
Messenger RNA from Morus notabilis, 1407 nucleotides. RefSeq lists its product as uncharacterized. The record is from RefSeq and is a predicted model, not a curated record. NCBI's taxonomy places the organism in Eukaryota, Viridiplantae, Streptophyta, Magnoliopsida, Rosales, Moraceae. The transcript is spliced from 2 exons. Bases 384 to 1094 code for a protein of 236 amino acids. Gene Ontology annotation, molecular function: zinc ion binding.